Leptosia nina is the source of this 273-nucleotide messenger RNA. The record is from the annotation of a GenBank genome assembly. Lineage: Eukaryota; Metazoa; Arthropoda; Insecta; Lepidoptera; Pieridae.
AUGCGCGUGCGCAGGCGACGGGCGGACUCACCUUUGCAGUUCACACCCAAACCAAUUUGCCUAAAUUGUACAUCCGAUGUACACCCCAACUAUCAAGCGAUUCAUACAACUACCGCAGCCAUAUUUUUGCCGCGCGCGCUGUGUCGCCCACCGUGCCCACACGAUAACAUCCCACCACGCAUGCGCGAAUUGCGCGCGCAUAUAUAUUCAAACGCACACCGCGCCAACAUCAGUCAAUCGGUGUACGCCGCGUGGAGCGGUUGUAUAGUGUGA